UGAAUUUUCUCCUAAUCUCCUUUCUGCGUUCCUUCUCCUCUCUCUGUCUCUCUCUCUCUCUCUGUCUCUCUCUCUCUCAUCAUCGACCAUCAUCAACCUCCAUCACCAUCUCAGAUUGCCUCCACAAACAUCAUGAAUUCGUCCAAAUUCUUGCAUUCUUUUGGUAAUUCUUGGUGAACCCCCAGCUGGAUCCAUCAACCCUAAUUUUAUCGAUCGGAACAUUUCGGUUUUUGGCAAAUCCAAGUGUUGCAGCAAGUAUUAUUUCGAAAUCUGGAGAUACAAGGAAAAUUAGCAUUAGUUUCAAUCGAUCAAUUAAUCUGAGGAAGUUGAUGAUUAGGCACAUAAGAGCAGUGCAUUGGCGUCGUCAUCCAUGAAGACUAUACUGAUGGUUGGGACAAUAAGUCGGUUUCUUGGGUGGAGAGCCAAGGUUUGUUUCAGAUGGAAUGGCAGAUCCUGCUAGUUAUGGCAUUCCUGACCGUGACAUUGAUCAGGCACUCAUUGCUUUGAAGAAAGGCACACAGUUGAUCAAAUACAGCAGAAAAGGAAAGCCUAAAUUCAAAACUUUCAGACUUUCUCAUGAUGAAACAUCUUUAGUUUGGAACUCGCAUGGAGCAGAAAGGCAGUUGAUGUUAUCUUCUGUUUCACGGAUUACUCCUGGACAGAGAACACCUGUUUUCAAAAGAUACUUGCGCCCGGAGAAGGAGUACCUGUCAUUUUCCUUGAUAUACAAUGAUGGGGAGAGAUCUCUUGAUCUGAUCUGCAAGGACAAAGCCGAAACUGAGGUCUGGCUUGCUGCCCUGAAGUCUUUAAUCUCAACAGGCGGUGCUACUCGCAACAGGCGUGCCAAAAGUGAAAUACCUUAUGAAGUACAAAGUUCUGGAGAUUUCUUUCAAGAUAUUCGCCCAUCGGGAGGAACACUAGAAUUCUCAUCGACUGGUACCUACGGCAGACUCACUAGAGAGGCAAGUCUACGUGAUAUUAGCUGCCAUAGUUUAAGCUCACAUGUGGGGUUUGAAAGUGCAAAUAUGCAACCAAGAACGAGUGGUGCAGAUGGAUUUCGGAUUAGCGUCUCAAGCACUCCUAGUUGUUCGAGUCAAGGUUCUGGACCAGACGAUCUAGAAUCACUCGGCGAUGUUUAUCUAUGGGGUGAAAUUUGGUGUGAUGGACUGUCAACAGAUGGAAAUGGAUUUCCAAUUCCUGUAAAAGCCGAUAUACUAACCCCUAAACCGUUAGAAACUAAUAUAGUGCUCGACGUGCAUCAGAUUUCCUGUGGUCUUCGGCAUGUUGGUCUAGUUACAAGGCAAGGUGAAGUUUUUACAUGGGGAGAGGAAUCUGGGGGCAGAUUGGGUCAUGGGAGUGAAAGGGACUAUAGUCGUCCUAGACUAGUCGAAUUUCUUGCUGUUACAAAUAUCGAUUCCAUUGCUUGUGGCGAGUUUCACACAUGCGCGCUGUCAUCAUCCGGCGACUUAUACACCUGGGGAGAUGGUGUUCAUAUGGCUGGACUUCUUGGACAAGGCAAUGACAAUAGCCAUUGGAUUCCAAAGAGAAUUUCUGGACCUUUAGAAGGUAUUGCUGUUUUGUCGGUUGCCUGUGGCUCGUGGCAUUCGGCGCUGGUGACUUCGACAGGGAAAUUGUACACGUUCGGGGAUGGAGUGUUUGGAGCUCUCGGCCAUGGUGAUCGCGAGAGCAUUCUGUAUCCGAAGGAGGUGCAGUCAUUGAGUGGACUCAAAGUUAUCUCUGUUUCCUGUGGUGUGUGGCAUACUGCUGCUAUUGUCGAGGUUUCAAAUCAGUCUGGUACGUAUGUUCCUUCUCGAAAGCUAUUCACUUGGGGCGAUGGCGAUAAGUACAGGUUAGGACAAGGCGACAAGGCGCCGUAUCUUUAUCCGACCUGUGUGUCGAACAUGAUCGACUACAACAUCCAUCAGAUAGCCUGUGGAUAUAACAUGACUGCUGUCCUUACAACCUCUGGCCAUGUCUUCAUGAUGGGAAACAAUGCGUAUGGCCAGCUGGGAAGUCCGCAAGCGGAGGGCAAGUCGCCUACUCUAGUACAAGAGCGAUUAGUCGGGGAGUUUGUCGAGCAAAUUGUCUGCGGCGCGCAUCAUGUCGCAGUCCUCACGUCGAGGAGCGAAGUGUACACUUGGGGACGAGGGGCGAAUGGAAGAUUAGGACACGGGGACACCGAAGACCGCAGUGUCCCAACGUUAGUCGAAGCUCUGAAGGACAAGGUUGUGAGGAACAUCGCCUGCGGCUCGAACUACACCGCCAGUAUAUGCAUCCAUAAAUGGGUUUCCGGUGCAGAUCAAUCCAUCUGCACGGCUUGUCGGCAGGCUUUCGGUUUCACCCGAAAACGACAUAACUGUUACAACUGCGGCCUGGUGCAUUGCCAUGCCUGCAGCUCCAAGAAGGCGCUGCGCGCCGCCCUUGCGCCGACUCCUGGGAAGCCGCACCGAGUGUGCGACUCCUGCUAUCUAAAGCUUAAGAAGGCUGCAGAAAUCGGACAUGCCACGACUAUUAGGCGAAGAGCGUCUGGCCAUCGCCGAUCGAUGGACAUGACUACUUCGAGGUUCGACAGGGGGGGUGAGGUUAGGCAUUCGCGGGUGCUGCUAUCGCCCACCAUCGAGCCCGUCAAGUACCUCGAGAUCAAGUCGGGCGGCGCAAGAUCCGAUAAUGUUUCCAUUGUCCGCGCCUCCCAAGUCCCGUCUCUGUUACAACUCAAGGAUAUUGCUUUCCCGAGUUCUCUCAGCGCACUUCAGUAUGCUCUAAAGCCUGUUAUGACGCCAGGUGGCGUGCCGCAGCCUCCCCCUCAGCCUCCGCCUCAGCUUCAACCGUUGUCGAACCCAAGGCCUGCGUCGCCUUACUCGAGACGACCGAGCCCUCCGCGCUCUGCUACCCCGGUGUUCUCUAGAGGCGUCAUCGAUACUUUGAAGAAGUCGAACGAUCAUUUGACACAAGAAAUUUCUAAACUCCAUGGCCAGGUCAGGAAUUUGAAACAGAAAAGUGAAGCUCAGGAUACAGAGAUUCAGAAGUUCAAGAAGAUGGCUGACGAAGCUAAUGCAAUGGCUGCCGAUAAAUCUUCCCGGUGCAUUCGAGCGAUGCAAGCGAUCAAAUCCAUCACCGAUCAAUUGAAGGGAAUUUCUAACAAGUUGCCGCCUGAGGUGUCGAAGAGCGAUGUACUGACAAACUUGUAUGCUCAAGUCGAGUCUUUGCUAGACGCGACGAGCAUUCAAGCGCCGGGAUCAUUCCCACAAGAACUUGCGAAUCAGCCACAGAAAUAUUUCGACAAAUCAGAGGCAGCCGACGCCAAUAAUCAUAGGCCCGAAUAUCGUAUCAAUUCAGCAGUACAAGACUCAUCAGAGAAUGCCAACGGCACUCCUGUUUCGAGUUCAACAACUGAAUCGAACUCAGAGUGGCGCCCGAGCAGCGCUCCUCAGGCUGUAAGGCUCGAGGGACGACAGGAAGUCAUCGAACAAUUCGAACCAGGCGUGUAUGUCACGCUCAUCCAACUUUCCAAUGGAACCAAAAUCUACAAACGAGUUAGGUUCAGCAAGAGAAGGUUUUCGGAGCAGCAGGCGGAAGAAUGGUGGAAAGAAAACAAAGAUAGACUACUGAGGAAGUAUGCUCCAACGGUACCUGCUAGAAUAUCGACGCCGCCACCAGAUGCCGCCGUUGCUCCGCCGCCGCCGUCGGCGAGUGAAGAGGGUGAUGAGCAGUAAAACACGGCAGAGAAUAAUGAGGCAAAAGCACAGGCUUCAUAGGAUACACACCAACACCAACACCAUUAUUUUGGAUGGAUAAAGUGAAUUAACCAUAGAUAGAUCAGAGAAGCCACACUUUUUUUUGGUUAUUUGUGUUGUUUAUUUAUUUCAUAUAUAGGU
Messenger RNA from Andrographis paniculata, 3875 nucleotides. Its product is annotated as PH, RCC1 and FYVE domains-containing protein 1-like. The transcript has 9 exons. The record is from RefSeq and is a predicted model, not a curated record. Bases 444 to 3713 code for a protein of 1089 amino acids. Lineage: Eukaryota; Viridiplantae; Streptophyta; Magnoliopsida; Lamiales; Acanthaceae. Gene Ontology annotation, molecular function: metal ion binding.